This is a messenger RNA of Galeopterus variegatus (Sunda flying lemur), 683 nucleotides long. It is a transcript of the gene RS1, whose product is annotated as retinoschisin 1. The transcript is spliced from 6 exons. The record is from RefSeq and is a predicted model, not a curated record. The coding region runs from base 12 to 683 and encodes 223 amino acids. NCBI's taxonomy places the organism in Eukaryota, Metazoa, Chordata, Mammalia, Dermoptera, Cynocephalidae.
ACGAGGGGAAAAUGCCACGCAAGAUAGAAGUCUUCUUAUUACUUCUCUUUGGCUAUGAAGCCACACUGGGAUUAUCGUCUACAGAGGACGAGGGCGAGGAAUCCUGGUACCACAAAGUGUGCAAGUGCGAUUGCCAAGGAGGAGCCAGCACUCCGUGGUCGGCAGGCGCCACCACCCUAGACUGCAUACCAGAAUGCCCCUAUCACAAGCCUCUGGGUUUUGAGUCAGGGGAGGUCACACCAGACCAGAUCACCUGCUCCAACCCGGAGCAGUACAUGGGCUGGUAUUCCUCAUGGACUGCAAACAAGGCCCGGCUCAACAGUCAAGGCUUUGGGUGUGCCUGGCUCUCCAAGUUCCAGGACAGCAGCCAGUGGUUACAGAUAGAUCUGAAGGAGAUCAAGGUGAUUUCGGGGAUCCUCACCCAGGGGCGCUGUGACAUCGAUGAGUGGAUGACCAAGUACAGUGUGCAGUACAGGACUGAUGAGCGCCUGAACUGGAUUUACUAUAAGGACCAGACUGGAAACAAUCGAGUCUUCUAUGGAAACUCGGAUCGAACUUCCACAGUCCAGAACCUUCUGCGGCCCCCGAUCAUCUCCCGCUUCAUCCGCCUGAUCCCACUGGGCUGGCAUGUGCGCAUCGCCAUCCGGAUGGAGCUGCUGGAGUGUGUCAGCAAGUGCACCUGA